Aspergillus japonicus CBS 114.51 is the source of this 1220-nucleotide messenger RNA. Its product is annotated as RsfS/YbeB/iojap family protein. NCBI's taxonomy places the organism in Eukaryota, Fungi, Ascomycota, Eurotiomycetes, Eurotiales, Aspergillaceae. The record is from RefSeq and is a predicted model, not a curated record. The transcript has a single exon. Gene Ontology annotation, cellular component: mitochondrion. Gene Ontology annotation, biological process: mitochondrial gene expression; mitochondrial proton-transporting ATP synthase complex assembly; mRNA stabilization. Bases 145 to 1092 code for a protein of 315 amino acids.
GCCGUCGUAACUCAAAGAUCAUCGACGCUUCAAUUGACUCUUUUUCUCUGGCUGGCAACCUCAUUUUGUCAGCUGCAUUUUUUAAACCACAUACAUCCAAGAAAAACCACAAGAACAUCAAAAUCCUGGUCGUCGAACCCGACCAUGCUGAACAGAGCUCUUCUCCGAACGCCCUGGUUGCGACCAGCAAUCUUCAGCGCCUCACACCCCUCGAUCAGCGCAACAGCAGCCUCAGCACCGCGCUUCCCAGCCCUCUACGCCACCACCAGACCUCUCACCUCCUCCCCCUCCCGUCAAUCUGAACACCCACCCACGACAACCGCAGCGCCACCGUCCGAGACUGCUGCACUGCCAUCGCAAGACCCCGAACCCGCUACCACAGCCACCACCACUACCACAACCCCCGAACCCACCUCCCACAUCCCCUGGUACCUCCAAGACGAGCCCGACCAGCCCGCCACGCGCCCAAUCACCUCCGGCGACCAGAUCCCCGCCCUUCCGGAAAACCCGCCGGCCCUCCUCGCGGCGCUGCUGGAGUACACCUUCAAAGACUUAGGUCUGGACGGGCUGAAGCUCCUGGACCUGCGGGGACUGGACACGCCGCCCGCUCUGGGCGCCAACGUGAUCAUGAUCGUCGGCACGGCGCGCAGCGUCAAGCACCUGAACGUCUCGGCGGACCGGCUGUGCCGCUGGCUGCGGAGCACCUACAAGCUGACGCCGUUCGCGGACGGGCUGCUGGGCCGCAACGAGCUGAAGAUCAAGCUGCGGCGCAAGGCGAAGCGCGCGCGCCUGGCGAGCAAGUCCGGCACGCUGGUGGACGACAAGGACGACGGCAUCACGACCGGGUGGAUCUGCGUGAACGCCGGGAUCGUCGAGGAGGCGCCCCAGGCUGAGGUGGCGGCCGCGGAGGAGGCCGGGUUCGAGGGCUUCGGGAAUGCCGGGUGGGGCACGCGCGUGGUUGUGCAGAUCUUUACGGAGGAGAAGCGCGCCGAGGUGGAUUUGGAAGGGCUCUGGGAGAAGAAUCUGGCCCGUGUUGGGCGGCAGAGGGAGAGGGAGAGGGCCGAGCGCGAGGAUGGGGUGGAGUGGUUGUAGUGUAAGUAGUCUCCCGAGAAGAGGGGGUUCAUGAUGGGGUGUAAGAUUACGUGAAUGCAUUUCGGGGCGCUUAUGUACAUUAAAUUCCAUUCUGCUUUGGAGCCUUCCCCCUGGGUUGUGGGGGAGGU